Messenger RNA from Mytilus trossulus (common blue mussel), 1272 nucleotides. RefSeq lists its product as uncharacterized. The record is from RefSeq and is a predicted model, not a curated record. The transcript has 6 exons. The coding region runs from base 504 to 1184 and encodes 226 amino acids. Lineage: Eukaryota; Metazoa; Mollusca; Bivalvia; Mytilida; Mytilidae.
GCGUAUACACACCGGUUUACAUUGUCAUGAGGCUUACUUCCUUAUAACUAUAUAACUAUCAACAUGAAGAGUACUAGUUCUUUAUAUAUGUUGCCAAGCAUCGUAUUUAUUGCUAGUAUUACAGAGUUGCGUGCUGAAGUUGACCCAUGUCCCUUAAACAUCGACAAUAAAAUAGUGGCAGACAUGUGUUCAGGGGACCACGCAGUUGAAAACAUUGUUGAUGGAACUAUCUUGAGUGACAGUGUAGGUGUACGUGUAUUGAAACAGAAGGCUAAUUGUACAUGUCGUGUCAGUCUAAAUAAUAAUGACGGCAGUUAUUCUGUUAAUAUGGAAAAGUGGUCAGCACAAAAAAAUUCCGCCCCAGAGUUACGGAACUGUGGACUAGCUAUUGAUGUCAAUUAUCGUAAAGCAACAGGAAAAAAUAAAAAUAGUUACCCCAUUAAAUGUAAUACCGGUACUGGUAAUAGAGUAGAGAGAUUUUUUAAAAAGAUGAUGUCAUUGAAAUGAAAUCAAGAAUUAUAAAUGGCACUUUUACUAGAGGAUAUUGUAUGCAGGUAUAUAGAGAUCAUCUUGAAAAUGGCCCGAAAGUACAACUAAUCAUACAGUGUGAUGGUCCUGAAGAAACAACAGACACUGCAGAGAAUGCUGAAACGUCCACUGUAAGAAUUAAAGGAUUCAAUAAGAAGGAAGAGGAUGGAAAGUUAGAAAUGUACAUGUAUUUAGGAGCGGGUGCAGGAGGAGUGCUGGUGAUUAUAGCUGUUAUAUUAAUUAUAUUUUGUAGAAGGAAAAGAUCACAAAAGUCAACAAAAAAAGAAAAACAAAUUGUGUAUGACAAAAAUGAUCCGGAUUCUGAUGAUGGCAAAUUAAAGGAUAACAUUCUAUAUGUCUCUGCAGACCAACAUGCUAUAGUUGACGACGGAUAUUACAAUACUGUAGAUUCAGAAAAGAAACCGGUCGUCAAUUUCGGCGUAUCGAACACAAAAACGCAACAUAUAUCUACCUUUGACAAUAGUAAUAAUGAGUAUGCCGUGGUAGAUAAAGGGAGUCAAUCUGGUAGUGUUAAACAUUCUUCUACUUUGAAGGUGAGGAAUAGCAGUGAAAAAGACAUGGAGAUGGCUAGUAUACAUGUAGAUCAAACAUAUACAGUAAUCGAUAAAACAAAUAGGGAGAAAGCUGAUGAAUGAAAAAAAAACAAAUAGUAAAGGUUGCCAGACUUUUAAAUUGGAGAUCUCUGACUGGAAUUCGUAUUUUGCAGUUAAAAUGCGUUUGCAA